Molecule: messenger RNA, 642 nt
Organism: Coprinopsis cinerea okayama7#130
Lineage: Eukaryota; Fungi; Basidiomycota; Agaricomycetes; Agaricales; Psathyrellaceae
Product: 1,4-benzoquinone reductase
Exons: 5
Coding region: 1-642 (213 amino acids)
Molecular function (GO): FMN binding; NAD(P)H dehydrogenase (quinone) activity
Source: RefSeq, a predicted model, not a curated record
AUGGCACAACGAGCACCCAAAGUUGGCAUCAUUAUCUUCUCGAUGUACGGCCAUGUUGCCAAACUCGCCGAGGCCGAAAGAGCUGGGAUAAUGAAAGCUGGAGGGACAGCUGAGAUAUACCAGUUCGUCCGGAUCAUUUGGGGAGUUGCCGAAACGUUGUCGCCUGAUGUUCUGGCGAAGAUGAAAGCCCCGCCCAAGCCGAACUACCCUAUCAUCACGACGGAGAACAUCCAGCAGUUCGACGCUAUGCUCUUCGGGAUCCCAACUCGUUACGGAAACUUUCCUGCACAAUGGAAGGUCUUCUGGGAUGCGACCGGGAGGCUAUGGACUGCUGGAAAGUUGUCUGGCAAGUACGCCGGCGUUUUCAUCUCGACUGGAACCAUGGGCGGGGGCCAAGAGACGACUGCAAUCUCUACCAUGUCUACCCUCAUGCAUCACGGGAUGAUAUUCGUUCCACUUGGAUACGCACAUUCGUUUGACCUCAUGAGUAGGAUGGAUGAAGUCCGUGGAGGAUCGCCUUGGGGAGCAGGAACGUUUGCGGGAGGAGACGGCUCUCGGAUGCCAUCGCAACUUGAGCUGGAUAUCGCGGAGAUUCAAGGCAAGGCGUUCUGGGAAACUGUCAGUCGAGUUCGAUUUGGAUAG